CAUGGACUUUGAUUCAUCGAUUUCUCAUCAUCGAAUCUCAGGCUGAAAAGCGGCGACUCAUCUUAUGUUAACUGUCAUGCGCACGAAUAUAUAUACUCGAGGGCCAUAGGUGUCAGCUAAGCAACGACUUUUGACCCCAGCGGUGAGUUGUUACAUGCUUUGACGUACAAUGAGUCUGACUGAGUGAGAUGAUGCGCUUAUCCCUGGCUCUAUAUCAUAAAAUGAUUCGUUCACGUAAGGUUGCAUGCCUUCCUUCGACGAGAAAAAUGGAAUCUGGUGCCGAUUUACCCUCGGAAUUCCUUGGCACCAUCUUCACUUGAUCUAUUAAUAUUACAUCUAAUAUUUACGAUCUCUUACUCCAUCUACUACUACCUGCAAGUAAUUUUCAUAACUGAAAUUUCUGAGAUUUCCCAGCAAGAUUAUAUAUAUAUCACAACAACGAUAUAUAUUCCAUGAAUACGUAUACAACAAUGUCCACAAAACAACGCGAUCUUCUCCCGCCCUCCAGGCACCAUCUUUGGGGUCCAGAACGUCGUCGUCUUUCCUCUCAUCUUAUACAAAAAGCUCUUGAUGCCCUUCCCGGCUCUCGCUCUUCGGAUUCUUCCCCAAGUAAACCGUAUAAUGCGAUCAAGAGACCGUAUGAGCAAAAUAAGUUUACAGGGAAGGCGAGUGGGUCGUAUGUACCGGAAGCACCUGUUAGUGAGAGGGUGAAGAGGAAGGAGAGGCCCUUGACGCCGAGUGAGGGGUAUGGAUUGGGGGUUUUUGGGAUAGGUUUUGAGGUUGAGGAUGUGGAUGGGGUGGGGAGUAAAUCGGAACGUGUCGAGAGGAAGUUUUUUGGUCAGGGGGGAAGUAGGCUUUUUGGUUUGUUGCCGAGGGAGGUGAGGAUGGAGAUUUAUGAGUGGGUGCUUAGGGAGAGGGUGUUGCAUAUUGUGAGGAGGAAAACUAAGUUGGGUCAUGUUGUUUGUAAAUGUGAGGGGGGAAACUCGGAUGCGAGGGAUACGAGGGAGGAAGAUGCGUGUAUGGUUGCGGGGUGUAGGGGUGUAAAGAUUAUUGGGGGUAGAGGAGUGCAUGAGACAGUUGGGAUGAGGAGCGGAGGGCUGAUUCAGCUACUGCAGGUUUGUAGACGGAUGUAUGUUUAUAUUUCGUGUCUUUUUUCGAGAUUAUCCUCGAUUUCUUGGUGAUGUUUCAUUCUUUCUUUGCUUAUUUCGAUUAGAUAUCAAAUGUACUGGCAGAAUUAAAUAAAACCAAAAACUAAUAAAACCUUAGAUACUCCGAAGCAAUUUCCCUUCUCUACUCAGCCAACACCUUCGACUUCGAUAGUAUGGAAUCACUUAUAUCUUUUAGCAACGAAAUUCUUCCCCGGCGCUUCGAUUCAAUCACCUCAGUAACACUCUCUUUUUCCUUUGAUACCUCCGCUCGUAAGUAUAACAUAUUCUUUUUUUUUUUUUCAAAACUUCCCACAUCUCAUCUCAUCUCCCCUAUUUUCCUUCCCACCAACUCAUCAGUAUCCCCACAUCCCAUUCCUCAAAUUGCAUUUCCCGAACCACUAAUCCCAAAAGUUCAGUAUUCAACGAAUCCUCCAGCAAUAAUGUUCCCCGCUGGGAACGCACAUGGAUGAUAAUCGGGUCGAUGAAAUCCCUCCGAAAUCUCCAAGCGACAAUUAUCUGGCCCAGGAAAAUCCCAGCCUGGAGUCAUGAAAUGAGAUUUUUGGAGCCGCUGAAGAUGGUUGCGGGGCUUGAUAAAGAAGGGUUUGUGGUUAGAUUGAGGGAGUUGACGAGGGAGGCUAGGGGGAGGGGUAAAGCUAGAGCUUAUGAAGUUGGGAGGGGGUUUGAUGUUGGGUGAGUUUUGGGGAGGUUUCUUUUAGUGCGGUGGGGUUUUGCUGUUCUUGGGGGUAUAUGGUUUUGGUUUUGGUUUUGGUUUUCUCUGAUCUUUGAUUGAUAGGUAGAUGGGUGCUAACUCUACGAUGUUUAGGAAUGCGAGGGUAGUACCAGCAGUAGGAUUUGAUGAGGAAACAGAGGAGGAUUUACCAUUUAAAAUUGUGAGAAUGAAAUUAUAAGGAUUGAAGAAUUCUCUAGAUAUCAUAUCAUAUCAUAUGCAUUGAAGCUGUUGUCCGAAAAUGAGUGUGAGAAGACUUUAGGAAGGUGCUAUGCGGAUAUGAGAACAGCUCUUGAAAUCGGGAUUCGUGGAUGGAUUGAUGCUUUGGGAAUACUUAAAGAAUUUGGCUGAAGGUAUUACCUAGUCACUGU
This is a messenger RNA of Sclerotinia trifoliorum, 2246 nucleotides long. Lineage: Eukaryota; Fungi; Ascomycota; Leotiomycetes; Helotiales; Sclerotiniaceae. The record is from the annotation of a GenBank genome assembly.